Vombatus ursinus (common wombat) is the source of this 2874-nucleotide messenger RNA. RefSeq names its product Scm polycomb group protein like 2 (gene SCML2). Lineage: Eukaryota; Metazoa; Chordata; Mammalia; Diprotodontia; Vombatidae. Gene Ontology annotation, cellular component: nucleus. Gene Ontology annotation, molecular function: protein binding. Gene Ontology annotation, biological process: regulation of DNA-templated transcription. The record is from RefSeq and is a predicted model, not a curated record. The transcript has 15 exons. Bases 154 to 2337 code for a protein of 727 amino acids.
UGAAUCCCGGCGCCGGACGGACUCAGGUGACAGAGCAGCUCUACUUCCACCGCCUGCGCCCGGGACCUCCAAGUGAGGAAUCUUUUUGUGUGAUAAAGAGGCAGCUCCUGGUCUUUCCUGUCCCAAGGAAGAACACUGAAGAAGAGGACAACUAUGGGGAAAACAGUAAAUAAAGAUUCAAAGAAUAUUAAGAAGGAAAAGCAAGGAAAAAAUCACUCAAACAAUCUUCCUGUGCAGAAUGAACAUUUUAACUGGGACAGUUACUUGAGAGAGACUGGAUCUUUAGCUGCUCCAUCACAGUGUUUCAGACAGUCUAAGAUUCCACCUACUAAUGAUUUCAAAGUUGGCAUGAAAUUGGAAGCACGUGACCCACGGAAUGUCACUUCUGUCUGUAUUGCCACAGUUAUUGGAAUUACUGGUGCCAGAUUACGAUUGCGACUGGAUGGCAGUGACAAUAAAAAUGACUUUUGGAGACUUGUAGAUUCUUCAGACAUACAGCCUAUUGGAACUUGUGAAAAAAAAGGAGGCAUGCUUCAGCCUCCUCUGGGAUUUCAGAUGAAUGCAUCAUCUUGGCCAAUGUUUCUCUUAAGAACAUUAAAUGGAGCUGAAAUGGCACCUGCGACAUUCUUUAAGAAGGAACCUCCCAAACCAACUCCAAAUCUUUUAAAAAUUGGAAUGAAACUUGAAGCAAUAGACAAAAAGAAUCCUUAUUUGAUCUGCCCAGCAACUGUUGGAGAUGUUAAAGGAGAUGAAGUUUUUAUUACAUUUGAUGGCUGGAGAGGAGCAUUUGAUUAUUGGUGCAAGUAUGAUUCUCGAGAUAUCUUCCCAGUUGGGUGGUGUGGCUUAACCGGAGAUGCAUUGCAACCACCAGGAAAUAAUGUUUCCAUUACAAAGAGUAGUGCAAAAACACAAUCUUCCCCUUCCAAAGUGACCCGGCGUUCAAUGCAGUCUCCACAGAAAACUGCUCCAAUACCAGCACAGCGGGGCAAGAAACCAGGUCGGGCUAAACCACCUGGACAGACUUCAGUCCCCAAGAAGGGCAGGUCUCCUAAAAAUGUUUCCCUGACAAAAAACAUCUCUCACACUGAAAAUCUCAAAACAAGAAAAAAAGGCCUAAAACCAGGAAGAAAGAAAAAAAUUCAUGCAGUGCCAUGUUCUCCUGUAUCCACAACUCAUAUCAAUUUGCCCAACUUAAACAAUAGCAAUCCAGUUAUUCUUAAAGAUGGAAUUAGUAUUCCUGGGACAACUGCUGCAGUUAUAUCCACAGUUUGUGUCUAUGUGAAUAAACAUGGAAACUCUGGACCUCACCUGGAUAAGAAAAAAGUACAACUCCUUCCUGAUCACUUUGGACCAGGGCCUGUUAAUGUGGUACUCCGUCAGGCUGUUCAGGCUUGUGUAGAUUGUGCCCACCAAGUUAAAAUGGUUUUUGGAUUCCUUAAAUCAGGACAUCAUGGAGGAGAAAUGAUAACUGCAUCCUUUGAUGGGGAAAAACAUGCCACCAAUCUUCCUUCUGUGAACAGUGCAUCAUUUGUCCUUCGUUUUCUGGAGAAGCUUUGCCACAGUCUGCAGUGUGAUAACCUUUUUAGUAGCCAGCCUUUCAGCCCUUAUAUGGGAACUACUCAUAGCCCUACAGAGUAUGAUAAGAAUAAACCAGCAAAAGAAGAAAUAUCAGAAAAUAGGAGUACUAAAAGAUAUUCUCAGGAUUCUCCACCCUAUGCUGCCCCUCUCUCCCCUAAGAUUCCUAGAACAGAAGUGCAUGUAUCUGAAGCAGAAAUAUUGCCAGCUGAAGAAAGUGGUAUGCCCAAAGAGCAUAGAUUUUCUGAACAAUCCAUGGAUUCAUCAUUGAAUUCAGGGAACCCUUCAAGCCCUGCCUGUAGAAAUCCCACAAACUGUCGUACCUCAACAAGUACUACAUAUUAUAGAAAUUCUCUUCAAUCAGUAACUACUACCUCAAACUCAGUGCCAGUCUUACAUAAACUGUCAUUGAACCCCGCUGGGAACAAUUAUUAUGAAGGCAACAGGAGCCGAAUGCAAAGAAGAAUUGAAGCUGCAAGUUCAACAACUGGACCAGAACUCAGUGCACUAAAAAGGGAAUCUUCAAGAGGAUCCAAUAAAGAUCCCUCAAGUUGGUCCAUAGAUGAAGUGAUGCGAUUUGUGAAAGAAGCUGAUCCUCAGGCAUUAGCACCACAUGCAGAGCUCUUCAGGAGACAUGAGAUUGAUGGGAAAGCACUUCUGUUAUUGAGGAGUGAUAUGAUAAUGAGAUAUAUGGGACUAAAGUUGGGACCAGCAUUAAAACUCUGCUACCACAUUGAAAGACUCAAACAAGGAAAGUAUUAGCUAGUGAGAGACACAAGGAUUAUUGUAUUUUCUGGUUGGACUGAUUUCUCAGGUUUACAGAUAUCAUUUUUAUUUAAAAAUAUUUUACUAUGGUAUCUAGUUCUCAGUUUGCAGAAGAUUUCUCUUAAAAUGUGAUAUUUCUACUAUUUUCAGGAAAUGAUUCUAUUGUAGCAUUUCAAAAUUCAUUCAAGGGGUGAGCAUUUAACUGACUCUUGCUAGCAGUUAUUUGGGAUUUUUUUUUUAGAAUACUUUGAUAAAUAUAAUAGUUGAUACAGGAAAUGUAUAAGCACGCAUUAACUUUAACUGAUCUUCACAUUGAGAACCAAAAUGGCUGAAUUCCAAAGGAUAUAAAACAAGAUUGCAGGGGUUUAUCAACUUUUAUAAUUUGACUACAAAAGUUUUACCAUAGAAUUUAAAGAUGCAGAUCUUUCUUGCUAAUCAUUUUCUGAAGCUCCAGUGUUCAAUUUGGUUAUGCUUUUAAUGAUUUUUCAGAAAGGGAAUAAACAUGUGAAUUGUGUUCUCUUUUGUUGUUUUUUA